This is a messenger RNA of Polypterus senegalus (gray bichir), 2987 nucleotides long. It is a transcript of the gene tmem266, whose product is annotated as transmembrane protein 266. The transcript has 11 exons. Gene Ontology annotation, cellular component: plasma membrane. The record is from RefSeq and is a predicted model, not a curated record. Lineage: Eukaryota; Metazoa; Chordata; Cladistia; Polypteriformes; Polypteridae. The coding region runs from base 931 to 2559 and encodes 542 amino acids. Gene Ontology annotation, molecular function: voltage-gated channel activity.
UGCGCCUGAAUGGCAAAUGUAUAAGCCAAUGGACAUUUUAUUUUUUUCCGUAUGCUUUCUCAGAUUUCCAACGCUUAAAUCAAAAUAAAAAGAUUCCGGACAAAGCAGAAAAGCUCCACGUCGGUGCCUGAAUUGAAUUCAAGAAACAAAGCUUUUUCGUGUGCGCGUAGCUUUAGCACCACGAGUGCCAGAAAGUACCCGUCCGGGGUUUCCAGGACAUUACGUUACACUGCUGGCUUAUUACAGAGAUCGUGUCAGCUCAUCGGGAGUCCCGCAGCGGGACCCACUUGUCUCCUGCAUGAGAAUUCCCAUAAUUUUUCAUCUCGGACUCAUCCGGUGAUUAUUUCCGACCUUUCGUCUGUGAUUAUGACUAGCGAUGUGAACGCUGGUCUGAGCAGUGCUUGGAAUUGCGAGCCAAAGGUAAUCUUUUCAGCACCUGGACAGCUCCACGCCGUGGAAAACGUCCGUCGUACACAGGGAGUCCCCUAAACAGUGGGGAAAUCCUUUCUGAUCUAAAACAAUCCCGUUUUUUUCUUCCUUUUCUUCUUGUUCUUCUUCGUCUUCUUUUUUUAAUUUGCAUAAUGUCACUGACAAGCGAGUGCGAUUUAUGUAGAUGGUUGAUUGCAUCUUGGUAAAUAAUGACGCUUGUAUUUGCAAUUUCUUCUAUUCAUCACGCCCGGUUCUCUAAGCAACUAAAGGGUUGCUCGCCCACAGCAAGGCUGCCAACCCGAAGCUUGAAAUACACCGAAACAGAUCACCAACAAGGGAGACAUUGUCAUCGUCACGGGGGCACGGGAAGCAUAUGUACUCUUUGGACAAUGUAAUCACAGAAAGGUUCACUACAUGUGAUUUUUUUGGGACAAAUUCUAUUUGAGGGCUACAGCAAGGUUGGAAACUGUUGGAGUUACACCCCUCUUUACAUUUCUCAUCAUGACCAAUCCUCAUCCUGUUCAGGAGGCUGGAGUGUCAGAACUUGAAAUCAUUUCCCAGCAAAUAGAGGAGGAGAGUCAGCGUAUGGCUCCUGUUCAGCUUGUCAGCUUUGCCUACCGUGACUUACCCCUGGCAGCUCUUGACCUCUCCUUAGCAGGAUCACAGCUACUGUCUAACCUUGAUGAGGAAGAUCAAAGAGAAGGUUCAAACUGGUUGAAGCCAUGUUGUGGGCGACGGGCUGCAGUCUGGCAUGUGUUUCUGCUCAGCGCCGGAUUGAACUGUUUCCUGGUGGCUUGUGUACUUCUUGUUGUGGUGCUUCUAGCGCUGGAGCUUCUCAUAGACACAAAGCUACUGCAAUUUACCAAUGCAUUCCAGUUUGCAAGUAUUGUUCAUUGGAUUAGCCUAGUUAUCCUAUCAGUAUUUUUCACAGAGACAGUCUUCAGGAUUGUGGUGCUAGGCAUUUGGGAUUACAUAGAAAAUAAAGUGGAGGUUUUUGAUGGUGCUGUAAUCGUCCUCUCUUUAGCCCCAAUGGUGGCUUCUACUGUAGCAAAUGGACCCAGCAGCCCCUGGGAUGCCAUAAGUCUUAUCAUCACACUGCGCAUCUGGAGGGUGAAAAGAAUUAUUGAUGCAUAUGUUGUCCCUGUCAAAGUGGAAAUGGAGAUGGUAAUACAGCAGUAUGAAAAAGCUAAAGCAGUCCGAGAAGAGCAACUGGACCGACUAACACAGAUCUGCCAAGAGCAGGCGUUUGAAAUUAGACAACUCCGAGCCCAUCUAGCACAGCAAGAUCUGGAUCUUACUGCUGAGAGGGAAGCAGCUAUGCAGAUCCAGCAUGUCUGGAAUAAACAGAGCAGCAAAUUUGAAGUGGUGGACGGACUGGCAACAGGAGAGUCUGACGAUGAAGGAACUAAUGAUGCAAGAGAAACUCGACAACCACAAGAGCCUGUUGGUCGAGAUGACAUGAACAACUAUAUCAGCCAGUAUUACAGUGAACCGAGCAGUGAUAUGGCUGUUCCAGAGGUUGGUAUGCGUGUCAUAACAACAACUGCAAUUGAUGUUCAUCUACCCAGCAACCCACACAACAUUUCAUCUGACCUUCUGACUGUGGAGACUCCUGGGAAACUGGAGAGGAUGGGAAGCUCUGUUAGUGACACAUCAGGGACAGCUUCUCGAUCCACUGACAGCUCAACCACAAGGAACCAGAGUGUCAGCAGUCAGACAUUCGGCUCCUCGACAGACUGCAGCACAAAUCGUGAGAGCUCCUCAGACUACUGCCCUCUAGAGCGCAUGGUCAGUCAUUACAAUGAUGAGCUUGGUCCUCCUUCAGAACAGAAAGACACCAAUGCGGUGGUCCAGGAACUUCUCUCUUCCCUCUCGGAGGACUCCUGUUUAACCCAAAAGGGACUGGACCCAGUAAACCUUAAGCUACCUAGCCCUACAGGUUCAACCAAAGCAAGCCCAGUGCUAGAGCACAGAGUCAACAUUUACAACAAGAAGAAUCAGGAGAACCUAAGUGUACUCCAGUCUAAGCCGAUAAUUCACCUCCAAGGCAGUGAGUCUGCUUUGGAGGAGAAGUAUAGAUUUUUAGAGUCGGAUGAUGGAUCUCUUAAUCGGCUGUCAGAAACACAGUGAGGGCAGAGGAGCAACCACUUUGAGCCAGCAUGGAAAAAUCGUCAUUCCUCAAGAAUGUGAAAGGACACAGAUUCAUUCUGGUGGCCUAAAAGUGUGGAUUAGCAUUCCACAUAAGAGCAGCAGGGCCAGAAUCUGCGUCCAGCAAACUGGUUCCUUUUGACAACAGGAAACUAAUAAAGAAUUCCGCCAAUGAGAGACUGCACUCACAAUGUUAAAACACAAUCAAUAAUUCAACUGCUUUUCCAAUUUGUCUUUUGCUGGUUUUAUGUUUUUAACAAAGAAUUUGAAGAAUUAAAAAAAUAAAUAAAUCAUUGAAAUCUCAGAUCAGGCUACAGCAGGGUACAUUUGGUUGUACAAACUGUAUUCUCAGCACAUUUCUUACUUUAACCUUUCUAUAUUGAAGACAAUGGCAUUUUGUAUAUUAAAAG